Messenger RNA from Tripterygium wilfordii, 2452 nucleotides. RefSeq names its product protein EXECUTER 2, chloroplastic. Lineage: Eukaryota; Viridiplantae; Streptophyta; Magnoliopsida; Celastrales; Celastraceae. The transcript is spliced from 11 exons. The record is from RefSeq and is a predicted model, not a curated record. Gene Ontology annotation, biological process: response to singlet oxygen; singlet oxygen-mediated programmed cell death. Gene Ontology annotation, cellular component: thylakoid membrane. Bases 211 to 2142 code for a protein of 643 amino acids.
CUUACCGCUCCAUGAUUUUGUUUAGGUUAAAAAUUGUAGUCCGCUUGAUGUAUCACAAAAAUCUCUGAAGGACCCAUCAAGCAGAUCUGGGAUAUUUUAGUCAGGUUCGAAGUUAUCCAUCUCGCAUAUUAUCAGAACACAAGUUUUUGGGUAGUCCCAGUUAACGUUGAAAGGCCUCCCAAACACAAGACACUGAGAGCGGAGAGGGAGAUGAUAGGUGUAAAUGCAUGGGGCAUCACUCAAGCAGCAUCGUUACCCCAGCUCAGGCCCUUUUGUUGUAUUGAUUUCUUAGCCAAUAAACCCAAUAAUCUGAACUUUGUUUUAGGUUUGGGUUGCUCUCUUCCUUCUUUAUCUCCUAAUAAAACCCGUAGAAACCCAAGUUUGGGUUGCCUUUGCAGCGGUAAUCAAAGCACUCCGGAGACAACUACUUCUUCCUCGUGUUUGGAUUGGGAUUGGAAUCGAUGGACCCGCCACUUCUCUGAAAUUGAGCAGGCUGAGAGCUUUACCUCUGUUCUCAGGUUUCAACUUGAAGAUGCAAUUGAAAAAGAGGACUUUCAAGAAGCUGGAAAGUUGAAAACGGCUAUUACGGAGGCUAAUUCGAAUGAUAGUGUGGCUGAAAUAAUGUGUCAGUUGAAGAGUGCUAUAGAUGAAGAGCGAUACCAUGAUGCAUCAAAGUUGUGCAAGCAUACGGGAAGUGGAUUGGUUGGUUGGUGGGUGGGCUACUCAAAGGACACUGAUGAUCCCUUUGGCACACUAGUACGCAUUACACCUGGUAUGGGCAGAUUUGUUGGCAGGAGUUACAGUCCCAGACAGUUGGUCACUGCAUCUCCAGGGACUCCACUGUUCGAAAUUUUUGUGGUCAAAGAUUCAGAUGAAACAUAUGUUAUGCAGGUGGUAUAUUUGCAACAAGUCAAAGGAAGGUCGACAAGCUCCAUAAGCUCUAAAUCGACAAAAAGCCCAUCGACUCCUGAAGCUGAGAAUGCAUCUGUUGUUGAUGUACAGGAAAGUGGAGUUAAGGCAGAGAGUGAUGAGAAGGGCAUACACAUUGAGGAAGCUACAGAGGAAGGGAUAAAGAGUGUAAUCAAUUUUCUUAAAGAUAAAAUUCCAGGAUUGAAAUUAAAAGUCAUGAACAUCAAUGUCACUGAGGAUGUGCUAGAGGAUAAUGAUUCAAUGAAGCAGUUGUUGCAAGAAGGCGAUGAGACAACUGUGUCUGAUGAGGAUUCCAAUGAUGAACCUAUAAAUUUAGAAGACGUUCAACCUGAUGGGAUUGAUUUGGAGGAAGUUAGCCAUGCCUCAGAAGAUGGCAAAGAUUUGGAUACAAAGCUGUUUAUUGGUGGAGUUGUACAUAAUACUGAUGAUUCUCCUUCCAAGGAAGAGUACACACGAGUUCCAGCAGAGAUUAGAAAUAUGGAGAGAGAGUCGUUCAUCUUGCAUGUUCCCAAGAGAAGUCUAGAAAGUGACAACAUUGAAAGUAAAGCAUCCAGGGUGAAAGUGGCAGCUAUAGCUGCUCAAGGUGUUUCAGAGCUAAUGCCUCCUGAAGUUGCCAAGGCAUUUUGGGGAGCUGACAAAGUUUCUUCAAAGGUUUCGAAAAAUGUGCGUGAAAUAGUCAAGCUUGCUGUUAGCCAGGCGCAGAAGCGAAACAGACUAUCAGAAAAUACAACUUUUAGUCGAAUCAUGACCUCUGACGGGAAUUUAGAUCCCUUUGAUGGUCUAUACGUUGGUGCAUUUGGCCCUUAUGGCACUGAGAUAGUACAAUUGAGACGUAAAUUUGGUCACUGGAAUGGUGUGGAAGACGCUUCUUCAGAUGUGGAGUUUUUUGAGUAUGUUGAGGCUGUGAAGUUGACUGGGGAUCUUAAUGUCCCCGCGGGCGAGGUCACUUUCCGUGCCAAAAUUGGGAAAGGCAGUCGCAAUUCCAACCGUGGAAUGUAUCCAGAUGAAUUGGGAGUGGUUGCUAGCUACAAGGGUCAGGGAAGGAUAGCAGAAUUUGGGUUCCGGAAUCCACGUUGGGUAGAUGGUGAACUUCUCCAACUGAGUGGCAAGACCAUUGGACCUUACGUCAAAGGUGCAGAUCUAGGUUUCUUGUACGUUGUCCCUGAGCAAAGUUUCCUGGUGCUCUUCAACCGGUUGAAACUACCCGAGUAAGCCAUGUUUGUUAUACCGCUCAAGCAAUUUGUUAUAUCCCUUUGAUACAGCCGGAUGUCGAGCUUCUUAUGCUGAGAAUAGGGUUAUCUAUAAACCUUUGUAACCUGUAGUUUUAUUUUGAUUUUUGUGUUUUGAGGAGCAUUUUUGUUUCCUUGUAUGCCUCCAUAUACCAUCUUCAUUCACUUUUUAUAACUUCCUUGUAAAUCUUUUUGGCGAGUAAACUAAAUAAAGAUGUACUUAUAGCAGUGAGGCAAACUUAGAACAAUCUCUCCCAAUUAUUAGUAUACUGAUUUUGAUCACUUGCUGAAAA